Zonotrichia albicollis (white-throated sparrow) is the source of this 451-nucleotide messenger RNA. NCBI's taxonomy places the organism in Eukaryota, Metazoa, Chordata, Aves, Passeriformes, Passerellidae. The record is from RefSeq and is a predicted model, not a curated record.
GCAUUUCUGCCCUUGCUGAAGAAGGCUGCCCAGGGCAGCCCUGGCUCAGGGCUGAGCUGCAGCAAGGCUGCCAUCGUCAACAUAUCCAGCAUUGCCGGCUCCAUUGACACUAUGUAUGUGUGGGAGUUUGGACAUGUUGUCUCGUACCGCUGCAGCAAGGCUGCUCUGAACAUGCUGGGCAAGUGCCAGUCCCUGGCGUACAAGGAGCACGGCAUCCUCUGCGUCACUUUCCACCCCGGCUGGGUGCAAACUGACAUGGGGGGUGGAGGAGGAUCAUUCAAGCCUCCCCUGACAGUGGAUGACAGCGUGCAAGGGAUGCUGAAGGUGCUGUCCUCCAUCUCUGAGAAGGAGACUGGGGCCUUCCUGGACUGGGAAGGGAAGGUCGUGCCCUGGUGAGAUGCUGAUUCAGGAUUCCAACUGUGAGGACCUUUGCUGCCUGCACCAUGUUUUA